AUGUUAUCUCAUUACUCUAAAUUAAGUAUCAUAACCUUCGUGGUCUUUCUCCGCCUUGUUAUGAUCACCAAUGCUUACUUGCCUUACACUGAGACUCAUCCAAUGAAAUUUGACACACAAUUCUCCAUUUCCCUUACUAGCUCAAACACUAUACUAAAGCCAGGUCCAAUUACUAGAUAUUCUGAUGCAUACGAAAAGGCAAUUGCUUUCUUUAGAAAUCAGUAUGGUCUCGAUAUUGCUGGAAAUGGCACUCGUUUGCCAUCUGGUUGUGGGCUAUUUACAGGAACCAAUUCUGAAUAUGUUGUCAAUUAUGCCAAAGUUCGUGGUUUUCAAAUUGUGGCUGGUAGUCAGGAUGUUGGAGUCCAUGAGGAUUCGUUCAGAAUUGUGGUAAGUGGGCCGAUUGUUUCGAAUGGAAAUUAUGGAAAGAAUGGCGCCUUAAUUGAUUCAAAUUCAGUUUUACAUUUUGGAUUUUAUACCUUCUUUUGGAGAAGUAAUGGAACAGUUCUAUUUCCAAGAGUAAUUUACUCUGGAAUGAUGCCAAUCAAGGUCAAUUCUAAUUCUUCCAUGAUUAAUUUCCAAUUGACGUCCAGUUUAUUUGGUCAAGGAUAUGCUCGUGGUUCUAUUUUACAAAGAACUAAUCCACAAAAUGGAAAAUUGUUUACAACCAUUAUCAGUUCUCAUUCCUACCAAAUGUCAAUCACUGAUUUCUCUCCAAAAUGUUCAGUAAUUACCUCUGAAAAGGAUAUCUUCAAUGAGGAUAUUGUAAUCAAGUGGAAUAAUGUGCUAUUGAGUGUGAUUCGUGAUUUGAAGGUAUCUGCUCCAAUAGCUUCAAGACAAUUGGCUAUUCUUCACUCUGCUAUUGAUGAUUCGCUGGUUGACUGUAAGAAUUUCUCUUCAAAUUGCUCUCGUUCCACUUUAGUGUCCAUUAUUUCACAUGCUGCUAGUCGAGUAUUGAAAAGUUUAUACCCAACUCAAAUAGAUUGUUUCAAUGCUGCUUUGAAAAGUGCUUUAGAAUGCAAUGAAUGCAAAGAAGUAUCCAUUCCUUAUUUGGAAAAUAUCGGAAAGCCAGGAAUUUUGGCAGCUGACAGAAUAUUAAAAGAAAGACAAGAUGAUGGAAGUUUGGACUUUACAGAAUAUCAUUUCUCUGAUGGUUUUAUGAAUUAUCAAUCACAUGCUCCAAACUUUGUAAGAAUUCCACUACUUCCUCAUUGGUCAACUGUAAAACCAUUUGUCAUUCAAAAUGCUUCAUUGUAUGAUCAAGGACCACCUCCACCAAUUGACUCACCAAUAUUUGAAAAAGAUUACAAUGAAACUCUUCAUUUUGGAAGAGAAGAUUCGAGUGUGAGAACUCAAGAUCAAAGAAAAAUUGCGUUAUUUUGGGCUGAUGGAGCUGGAACGAGUACUUCACUCGGACAUUGGCUCAUUAUUUUACAAAACAUUAUUCGAAAUCAGAAUAUUAAGGAUACCUUUCGAAUAUCUACCUUAUUUAAAGUAUUGACAAUUACAAUGGCAGAUGCUGCAAUUGUUUGUUGGAAUCACAAGUAUAAGUACAAUGCCUUUCGUCCAAUCACAGUCAUAACUGAAAGAGAAAGCAAUGAAUGGUCACCACUCUUGUCAACUCCUGCAUUUCCUGAAUAUUCUUCAGGUCACUCAACUCUAUCUGCUGCUGCUUCGACAGUAUUGAGCUUAUUAUUUGGCUCUGACGAAAUAUCCUUUGAGAGCGUUUCUGAGGGUCUAAUUCACACCAUUCGAAAGUUCACUAAAUUAUCAGAGGCAGCCAAAGAAGCUGGCAAGUCAAGAAUUUAUGGUGGAAUUCACUUUGAAUAUGCCAAUCAAGCAGGGUUCGGUUCUGGCAUUGCCAUUGCUCAAACCGUCUUUCACAAAUUAUGCAAUUUUACCACGUGUUAA
Messenger RNA from Naegleria gruberi, 1908 nucleotides. RefSeq lists its product as uncharacterized. The coding region runs from base 1 to 1908 and encodes 635 amino acids. Lineage: Eukaryota; Heterolobosea; Eutetramitea; Acrasida; Naegleriidae. The record is from RefSeq and is a predicted model, not a curated record. The transcript has a single exon.